Molecule: messenger RNA, 2775 nt
Organism: Dovyalis caffra
Lineage: Eukaryota; Viridiplantae; Streptophyta; Magnoliopsida; Malpighiales; Salicaceae
Source: the annotation of a GenBank genome assembly
AUGGGUAACGGCACUUCUCGUGUCGUGGGUUGUUUCGCUUUUAAUGGCAAGAAUGGUGUUGAUUUAGAGUUUUUAGAGCCAUUGGAUGAAGGAUUAGGCCAUUCAUUUUGCUAUGUUAGGCCGCCUAUUUUUGACUCUCCUGCCAUUACCCCCUCAAACUCUGAGAGGUUUACUGUUGAUUCUAGCACUCUGGAUUCUGAAACGUUGAGUGGGUCGUUUAGACAUGAUAUUAUAGAUGAGCCAUCGGGUUUGCAUAGACCAAACAAGACUUUCCCUGAAACCACAUUUAAAACAAUAUCGGGGGCAUCAGUUAGUGCCAAUGUUUCAACUGCUAGGAGUAACCAGAGUGCAUUGCUUGCCAGUGAAAUGCAAGAGCCAGCUGCUUCAUUCGAGAGCACCUCCUCUUUUGCUGCAAUUCCUUUGCAGCCAGUGCCUCGUGGCUCUGGACCUUUGAAUAGCUUUAUGUCUGGUCCUCUUGAGAGAGGAUUUGCUUCAGGUCCAUUAGAUAAGAGUGGUGGUUUUAUGUCUGGACCAAUUGAGAAGGGGGUAAUGUCAGGUCCUCUUGAUGUUACUGACAAAUCCAAUUUCUCUGCUCCACUUGCAUGUGGUCGUCGAAGACCCCGCUUCCAGCGUUUAGUGAGAAGUGUGAGUGGACCUAUGAAAAACACUAUAUCACGAACAUUCUCAAGACAUUCGAUGGGUUCAGGUUGGAUGCAGAGGUUUUUUCUGCACCCAGUGACCCAAUUGGCCUGGCAUGUUAGGGAGCCAAAGUUUCGGACAGAAGCCUCAAGGAACUAUCUUGAAGGAGGGCCAUCAGAAGGCGAGUAUGUCAACAUUCGCAACUUACAAUGGGCUCAUGGCAAGGCUGGGGAAGACAGGGUUCAAGUCGUGCUUUGUGAUGAGCAGGGAUGGUUGUUUAUUGGGAUAUAUGAUGGCUUUAGUGGUCCAGAUGCACCAGAUUUUCUGAUGAGCCAUCUUCAUAGAGCUAUAGACAGGGAGUUAGAAGGACUGCUGUGGGAUUAUGAAGAUAAAUCUUCCAUUGAUCCAAUAAAACCUGAACUCUCCAAGAGUGGAAUUGCUGAGGUUGGUUCAGAGUGCCGGAAGAAAGAGCAGCCCAAAUCGAGUCAAAUAACUUCUUGCAGUUUAAACAAAUUGUGUAAUCCUGGAGAUGUCAGGGGUGUAUGUUCUAAUUGUGAGAUAGUGGAGGAAAGUGAUGUUAGAGCCAGUCAACGGCAAUCAUCUAAUUGUGAAACUCCGAGCAGCUCAGGCUCUGCUUCUGCCUCUAUUCCAACUGCCAUCUUGACUGGCAAAGGAAGGAAAAGCAUGCGGCUUUAUGAGCUGCUGCAGAUGGAAUCAUGUGAAGGUUCAGGUUCUGCAUCAAUCUCAGUGAUUAACAACCAAAGAAGCAGAUCAUGGAAUUGUCAACCAAGCUCAGAUGCUUUGGAUUUUGAUCAAACUUUGCGAAAAGAACAGUCAAGAUCUUCCUCAUUGGAUAACUGCAAAGGAGAAGGUUUUAAUUAUCGAGGCGAAGAUCCCACUACAUCUGGAGAAGAUGGAGGGAUUGGGCUUGGUUCUGGUAAUCAGGGAGGUGGAACUGAUCUUUCUGUUUCUGUUCAAAGACAGGGUACAAGAAAGUCUAUUAUCAGCUCAAAGAUCCGAAAAAUGUAUCGGAAGCAGAAGUCCUUGCGUAAAAAACUCUUUCCUUGGAGUUAUGAUUGGCAUAGAGAGGAGAUUUGUGCUGAUCAGAGAGUAGUGGAACCCUCUGGGCCUAUUAGGAGAUGGAAAUCAGGGCUUGUUGAUCAUGAUGCAGUUUUGAGAGCAAUGGCUCGGGCACUUCAACACACCGAAGAGCAAUAUAUGGAAAUGGUGGAAAAGGACCUUGAUAAAAAUGCAGAGCUUGCUUUGAUGGGAUCAUGUGUUCUAGUGAUGUUAAUGAAGGGUCAAGAUGUGUAUGUCAUGAACCUUGGGGAUAGCCGUGCAAUAUUAGCACAAGAACGACCCAAUGACCGCCAUCCUAAUCCAAAUUUGGCGAAGGAUGACAUGAGGUAUAAGAACAGAUCCCGAGAGUCACUAGUACGCAUGGAGCUGGACAGAAUUUCAGAGGAGUCUCCAAUGCAUAAUCAUAACAGUCAGGUUAAUAUGAUCAACAAGAAUAGAGAGAUCUCCAUUUGCAGAUUGAAGAUGAGGGCAGUCCAGCUCUCAAUUGAUCACAGCACGAGUAUUGAAGAGGAAGUGUUUAGAAUAAAGGCAGAACAUCCUGAUGACAACCAAGCGAUUUUAAACGAUCGAGUGAAGGGACAACUGAAAGUAACCAGAGCUUUCGGUGCUGGAUUUUUGAAGAAGCCAGCUUGUAAUGAAGCUCUGCUAGAGAUUUUUCGGAUUGAUUAUGUGGGAACCAAUCCCUAUGUGAGCUGCAUCCCUUCCGUAAUUCACCACCGACUCUCCUCAAGCGAUCGAUUCUUAGUUCUUUCCUCUGAUGGGCUUUACCAGUACUUCAGCAAUGAAGAGGUGGUUGCUCAUGUCACAUGGUUCAUGGAAAAUGUCCCUGAAGGUGAUCCUGCACAGUAUCUCAUUGCAGAACUCCUCUUCCGUGCUGCCAAAAAGAAUGAUUUAAGUCUUCAGAAAUUUUCUGAUCGUCUGUUAUUGGUGGUUACAGGAAUGGAUUUUCAUGAAUUGCUUGAUAUUCCUCAUGGAGACAGACGUAAAUAUCAUGAUGAUGUCUCUGUUAUGGUGGUUUCUCUAGAGGGAGGAGAGAUUUGGAGAUCCUCUGGAUAA